Messenger RNA from Rangifer tarandus platyrhynchus (Svalbard reindeer), 402 nucleotides. Lineage: Eukaryota; Metazoa; Chordata; Mammalia; Artiodactyla; Cervidae. The record is from the annotation of a GenBank genome assembly.
AUGCAGCCUCCCCCUGCACCCCCAGACCUGGCUUCUUCUGAGCAGCUGAGCCAGCGGGGAAAGAGUUGGGGGACCCCCUGCACAGCCCCUCCAGACUCCUGCCCCUCCCCUAGCUCCUGGAGCUUCCCUGUGUCCACAGGGGAGGGCAAAAUAUUUAUCUUUCAUUUUAAUGACACAUACCUUAAUCAACAGGGCAUCAGAAAAACCAAGCCAGAGAGCUGGUGGUGGUCCUUUGGCCUUCUAGUACUAGCACUUAGGGGCCUGGGCCUCCCUCCUGACCACCAUGAGGGUGGUACUGCUCCAGCUCAGCACCAGGGGGCACUGAUGCACUUCUGGGGCAUAAAGGGAAGUAGUGACACCCCACCCCCCCACACCCCAGUCCUUCAGCUGGCAAGAGGCUGA